Komagataella phaffii GS115 is the source of this 2202-nucleotide messenger RNA. RefSeq names its product Acyltransferase that catalyzes diacylglycerol esterification. Gene Ontology annotation, cellular component: nucleus. The record is from RefSeq and is a predicted model, not a curated record. The transcript has a single exon. Gene Ontology annotation, biological process: rRNA processing. Bases 1 to 2202 code for a protein of 733 amino acids. NCBI's taxonomy places the organism in Eukaryota, Fungi, Ascomycota, Pichiomycetes, Pichiales, Pichiaceae.
AUGGGAUAUCAAGGAUUUGUUGGACUCGACGUUGUCAUUCCGCAUUUGAAGGAUAAUUCAGUUGAGGCGGAUCUGAUGGAAAUACUCCCCAUCCUUGCUGAUGAGAACGCCGUUAAUGAAGCUUCAAAAGCCGACUUGACGCAUGUUACCUCUCGUGCUGCAAAUUAUCUUAGAUCAAAUCAAUCUGAAGUCCGUUGGUUUGGCACAAAACUUGUCCACGUCCUUUGCCUUCACCCAAGGAUUAUUGCAUCGGACGCUGGUAACUAUAUUAGUGCUUUGACCAAGAUUAUUGAGUCGAAGUGUUACAUCACAUCAACCAUUGAUGUACGACAGAUGACCUGUUUGGAAUCAGCUAUAUCCACUCUAGAUUUUAUUAUGGACAAAAUAAGGCAUAAGGUUGCACUUACCAGAGAAAUACUGACACCAAGGCUUCCGUCAAUUAUUCAAUCGCUUGUUAGCGUGAUGUAUCUUUGCCCCAAGCCAGCUAAUUUUGUGUUACAGAAGCUUCUUAUGAACAAUACUACAACGUUGAGACCUUUUACAACCAAGAUCCAAAAGGAGCUAAGAAUUCUGCUUGAUGACGAUGAAGGAUUACACAAAAUGGACAAUGAGCUCCAAACUUUGGUCGUAUCCAACUUUGUUAGUAUACAAUACGCUCUAGAAAGAACAAACACCGAAGAAAUUUAUAGACAGAAACUACUACACUUAUUGAUCGAAAUGAAAGAAGUGUUUGAGAUUUAUUCAGAGUUCUUAGAUUUGAAUGAAGACUCAAAUUUGCAAAAACUUUUAGCCUCGUUACCGAGUUUACCACACAACGAAGAGGAAAAAGGCAACUACAAACCUUUGUUCCCCAGUUUGGACAUUGACAGUUUAGAGCCUUUGGACAUUUUGCAAAUCAGCAGGAGGCUGCAUCUAUUAAUUAGUCUCCUGAAAGCAUUCAUCUCAAACCCCAGGGGAACAGCGGUGAAACUACCACUGGGAUACGUCAUUUCUUUUCUGGAGUUGAAUCUCAGCCUGGAUUUGAGAUUUUCUCCGAUGAAAAGGGAAUUCAGAGAUGUUUCUUUGAAAAAAACUGUAGAAUACUCUAUCAUCAAGAACAAAACUUGCGCCUUAGAGCUGUUGACGCAACUUCCAUCAAUAUUUGGUGGAAACUUACUGCCUCAUUUUUCGUCGUUGCUUUCGGUAUAUGAGUUGUCAGUUCCAGUAGAGAUAAGAAAGAAUGGACAUAUUACUAUCAUUGAAGAGAGAGUUUGGUCUCAGCUUGACUAUAUUCACCAAAUUCUAUUGGCUGCAUCAGAACUUUUAUCCCUUACUUACAACGUUGUCAAUAUCACACCUUUAUUGAAGUUGGUGGAUGUUGCUUUGUUGAUCACUAAGUCAAGGCUACCAAAAUUAGAUCAGUCCAAUAGCAAUGGUGGUAGCUUCUUGAAACGAAAGAAGAAAGGCGGCCAGGUCAUUCCCCUAUCUGAUAUGUUAUCACACCAGCAUUUAUUCACUAUUACCGCUUCAAAACGAACUCUAGCUGUUGUCCGCCAGUUCUUUGCCACAGUUCUCAAGUCAUGUCUCCUUCCGUCGUCUAAACAAUCUGAGAUUUUAAGGUUUGUGAUAAUAGAUACUGUUAAGCACAGAAAUGAAGUAAAAAUGGACAAAAAUCUUCAGGAAUUAAUUCACAACUCCAUUUUGUUUCCUGGCCAUGAUCGAAAUAGCAUCUUACCGAUCAUUUCAUCAAUCAUCAGCGACAAUUUCUUGAGUGUAUUUAUGAACCCACGCUUCCCGAUCUCUCCUAGGAGGGACACAUCUGAAAAUGGCAUCACGGGGACAAACGGGGUUACUAUUUCCUAUCUUGAUGAUGGUGAGGAUGAAGAUAGUGAGGAGGAGUUAGAUAAUGAUGAUUCCUUGUCGAAGAGACAAAAAACUAGUGAUAUAGCAACAGAUGUUGUUGAUUCAAAUGGAGUCGAUACUAUUGAAUCCAUGAGCAAGAAUGAAGAACCUGACACUGGGUUGACUGACAUCACAUUAGUUGAACAAGAACCAGUCAAAAUCUCUUCCUGGAAGAGAGAAGAAACUCGAGUGGAAGUGUCGGUUAGUGGGGUCGAUAAGGAAGCCACAGUUCAGAUUUCAAAUGAAUAUGACUCCGAUUCUAACUCUGAGUUUGAAAUCCCCGUUAUUGUUGCCAAUGAUAGUGAAGAUGACGACGAGUAG